AUGUCGUCCCUAACGGCGCGGGACUCGAGUCCGCAUGCGACGUUCAAGUUCCCCGCCUUUGAGCCUGAUCUCCUACCUAUGCCCGAGGAAGAUGAUUACGGACUCAGUUCGUCGCGAGCUGGCAGCCCCAAUCACGCAGCCCAAGGAAACGGCAGCGCAAUACCCGCAGAUAGGUGGCAACCGCGAAAAGAGGCGAGAUUCGCGAAUGGCUCAGCGCAGGUUCCGGCAACUAGGCACGGGAGGCAGAAGAGCUUAUCUGAGGCUAUAAGGACGAUACGGACACGGAAGGGCAGUGUCAGCCAGAAUGCGCACGAGAUUGCGGACGCGCUGAAGGCGCCGCUCUCUCCGAAGCUCGUUAUGCUCUGCGGCGUUUGGUACAUGACCUCCAUCUUCACCAACAUGUCCUCGAAAGCCAUCCUCACCGCAUUACCGAGACCGAUUACCCUCACGACCGUACAGUUCGCCUUCGUCUCAGGCUGGUGUCUGCUGCUUGCGGCAUUGGCCAGGAAAUACCCUCGUUUGAAGCAGACCAUGCCGUUUUUGAAGUACGGAAUCCGAUCACCAUCGAAGGAGCUGAUCAUGACUACGCUACCCCUCACCUGCUUCCAGAUUGGAGGACAUAUCCUGAGUGCGGAUGCCACAUCGAGGAUACCAGUGUCAUUGGUUCAUACCAUCAAGGGCCUAUCACCGCUGCUAACCGUCACGGCGUAUAGUGUCUUCUUCAAGAUCCAAUAUUCACUCCCGACAUACCUCUCACUCAUACCUUUGACAUUGGGCGUAAUUCUGGCUUGCUCUGCGGACUUCAACGCAAACUUCAUAGGCCUCAUAUCUGCAUUCGCCAGCGCAAUCCUGUUUGUAGUGCAGAACAUUGUCUCCAAGCAGCUCUUUAACGAUGCAGCAGCCGCUGAGAAGGACGGUAUAGCGCCGACUCGCUUCACUAAGCCGGACAAGCUCAACCUGCUCUGCUACUCUUCUGGCCUGGCCUUCCUCUUUACGAUCCCGCUUUGGCUCUGGUCGGAAGGUUUCACUCUGAUAUUUGACUUUUUGCACGAUGCCUCUAUUGAGCUGUCCGAUCGACCCGGGCGGUACGAUCACGGGCGCUUGUUUCUCGAAUUCAUCUUCAACGGCACUUUUCACUUCGGCCAGAACAUCGUGGCUUUCGUCUUGUUGUCAAUGGUCUCCCCGGUUACCUAUUCGGUUGCAAGUCUAAUCAAGCGCGUCUUCGUUAUUGUUUUUGCGGUUGUUUGGUUUGGGAAGGCAAUAACCAAAAUCCAAGCGUUCGGUCUAGGUCUUACGUUCUUGGGUUUGUAUUUGUACGAUCGAAAUUCGGAUGCAUCAAAGGCAGACAAGCGCGCGAAGGCACUCCAAUCGAAGUCUCAUGGCUCGUUGCUGCCUCUCGCGACAGACAUCAAAUCGCGGCCCAUUUUCACAAACAGCCCGGCUACCAUGUCCAGUGGCACUGGAGCGUACCCCUUGGCAGGCAUCGCGGAGUCUAGAGAUGAGAAGAGAGACGAUGAUGCAGGGUAUAGAAGGACGCCUGAACACGGCCCAAGCUACCUGCCGCCUGGUACGAAGCAGGAAGAGACUUGGCGAACCAACGAUGUCAACGGUAGAAGAGGUAUUGGCGUUUCUUGA
Molecule: messenger RNA, 1635 nt
Organism: Cucurbitaria berberidis CBS 394.84
Lineage: Eukaryota; Fungi; Ascomycota; Dothideomycetes; Pleosporales; Cucurbitariaceae
Product: TPT-domain-containing protein
Exons: 2
Coding region: 1-1635 (544 amino acids)
Biological process (GO): phosphoenolpyruvate transmembrane import into Golgi lumen
Cellular component (GO): Golgi apparatus; endoplasmic reticulum
Molecular function (GO): phosphoenolpyruvate transmembrane transporter activity; antiporter activity
Source: RefSeq, a predicted model, not a curated record